Messenger RNA from Pseudo-nitzschia multistriata, 4364 nucleotides. Lineage: Eukaryota; Bacillariophyta; Bacillariophyceae; Bacillariales; Bacillariaceae. The record is from the annotation of a GenBank genome assembly.
CUUCAAAUCUACUGUACAAUUCAAUCUCCUUCAUUGGUCUGCGAUACGAUAGAAAGCACCAAAAGCAGCCAAAGGUGCAUCACCAGCCGUAAAUGAAAACCGCAAUUUCCGGAUCCAAAUAGAUUACAAUGGUUGGCUACGACGACGAUGACAACAAGAACUCUUCCCUUCGCGAGAAAGCACACGAGGAUGAGUUCGAACGWAUGAAAAGGGAAGAAUUMYCGGAUUCSAAUGACGCUGUGAGCGGAAUUGUCGGCAAUGGCGGUGGCUUGCUGACUGCGAGYGGCAAAAGYGUCGGGACCAUGACCGAAUUGCGUCAAAAAGUCCUCCGUGACAUGACCUUCCUCGGCGGAUCGUCUUCUGCAAAGGGCAACCGAGACGAUUUCUUCUUUUUCAAUUCGGCCCUGGAAUGGAAGCCGAACGUGCCGCUGCGGGUACCCAUGGUCUACUGUGAUUUCACAGCGUCGCAUCGCCCCCUCCAAAGCAUCGAGGACUACAUCCGCCACACGUGCCUGCCGUUCUACGGGAACACCCACACCAAUACRUCCGUGACCGGCGGGCAAUCGUCGGCCUUUGUGUCGGAAGCAAGGCAGAUAAUAGCGGAGGUCUGCAACGCAAAAAUCACGGGGAAGGCUUCCCAGGACGUUGUCUUGUUUGCCGGAAACGGGACGACCGCGGCCGUGCGACUGCUCAUCGAUUGCCUCGGGCUCAAGCACUUCUGCAGCAGCAACACCGCAACCACAAACGGCRGCACUUCGACUACGCGUGGGAAAAAGCCACUGAUCGUCCUGGGACCCUUCGAACACCACUCGAAUUUGCUGCCCUGGAGGGAACUCGGCGCGGACAAGUUUUCGAUCGAGACGGCAAGGCUCACACGAGAUGGCUCCGCUGUGGACAUGGCCGACCUCGAGCGGAUUCUUGUCUCGCACCGCAGGGACAACCCGGAUUGUCCCUUUAUGAUUGGGUCGUUUUCRGCCGCAUCAAACGUAACGGGCACGGUCGUCGACGACAUUGCCAUCACGAGGCUGCUGCACAAGCAUGGUGCCUUGUCCUUUUGGGACUACGCGACCGGUGCUUCCUACCUAAACGUCAACAUGAAUCCGACUUCGUCCAACGACAAGGCGGCCGACAUCGCGAAAGAUGCACUGUUUUUCAGCGGGCAUAAAUUGCUGGGCGGAGGUGGGGGAACCCCGGGGGUGUUGAUCGYCAAGAAACGCCUGGUCUCGUCGUUGAACCCACCCGGUCAGGCAUGCGGGGGCGGAACCGUCUUUUACGUCACCAAAGACCGCCAUCGGUUCUUGUCCGACCGAAUCGAACGGUACGAGGGYGGCACCCCGAACGUCGUCGGGAUUUGGAGGCUCGGCUUGGUGUGGCGGCUUAAAUUGUCGCUCAAAAUUGCUGCGGGAAAAAUCCUCUCUUCGGAUCGCAAACCGGAUGAAACCGGCAACAAGGACGCAAUGAUGMAAGAGGACGUAUCGUCGUUGCUCUUGCAUUAUGACUUGAAUCGGGCAGAAAGCAUCCAGGAACGCCUCAAGGAGAUUCCAAAUCUCGUGCUUCUGGAUGGGAAGUUCUCGUCGAAUGUUCCAAAACUUCCAAUUUAUUCGUUCCUGGUUCGAUGCGGAAGCAGGUUUCUACACUACAACUAUGUCUGUGCCCUCCUGAACGACGUCUUUGGUAUCCAAUCGAGAGGUGGGUGCCAGUGUGCCGGACCGUACUCCCAGUAUUUGUUAGGAAUGAACAGCAGUGGAAAGAGCGGUAACGAUUGUGAUGGGGUUUGCGGAAGCAACGAGGCGGUGGAAGAUUGGCUUGUCCAUACAAAGGACGAAUUGAUGCGACCRGGUGCCACCCGACUGAGCCUCCCAAGCAUGGGAACAACUCUCGAACAGGAAGAGUACGUCAUYGAAGCCAUCCGAUGGGUGGCGACCCACGGGUGGAAACUUCUCCACGUCUACCGAUGCAACCACAGAAGCGGGGAAUGGAGGCACAAAUCACGCCAGAGUUCGCCACUGGGGACGAACGAGCGUCGUUGGUUGUCUCACUACCGGCUAAAAGACAACGCACAAAAAGAGGCAGRAAAUGUUGGUGACAGUACACACGAUUCGAAGGAUGUUGGUUCGUCAUUGAAUAAUGCGUUGAAAAACGCAAACGAAAUGUUGCUUCUCGUGACGAAUGAUCAGUCGAGUAUUUCACAGGCAUUGAAGAUGGUCGAAGAGGAAGAAUCGCCGUCGUCAUUGCGCUGGUAUGUCUAUCCUAAGGUGAGUGAUGUCCAUUGAAUUCUUUGAACACGUAAAUAUUUUCAUUGUUUGCUACGUAUAGUAUCUAAGGGGUCGAAUAUUCUUUUUCACAGGAUGUUGCACGAUACAUCAACGAGUCUCUGGAGGAGGUACCAGGCACGGAGGAUCCUUCUAAUAUUCAAGGGGCAUUGCGACCGAUUGCUUUAGGUACGGACAUCAUCGGUACAACUGAGUUCGAAGAAAAAAAAAUCGAUGGAGACGAUACAUUUACUACGGUUACGGUUGAGAACGAUAAAAAUCAUAGCUCUGGAAUGCUCAACUUCCGGGACGGCGAACACAGCGGGGAAGCAAYAUUGGAAGAGAUUAUCGAGGGCCAUGAUGACGGAGAGCUCUCUGAUCAUUGCCAAAUUUAUGACCUGGCAAGCGAUUCUUGGCUAAGAAUCGACUCAUUUCUCGAGAAAGAAAAUUAUAAUGGCGACAACGACGAUGAUGGCUCUGCCGAACCUAAGGAUCCAAWAUGYGAGGAAGAAUCCAUGCUGGAACCCACACCCAAGGCAAUGCCAUCGAUCGAAAUAGAACCAAACGAUGAUUUUCAAUAUAUCGCCAAAAAUGACCAAAARAAGCCAAAAAGAGACGAAACUGCUUGGGGGAAGGGGCAUGUUCAGCCCCUCACAACCAAUGCAGAAGGAAACGAGAAUGCAGAAACARAGAAAACAACUUCUCGACGGAAGAAAUCGAAGCACACGAAGCCGCCUGCAAAGCUGAUGCGCCUUUGUACUCAGGCAAUGAUCCAGUGGGAUAUGUUAGAAGAUGGCGAUCGCUUAAUGCUUGGCCUUUCUGGUGGAAAAGAUUCUAUGAGCCUUUUGCAUGUUCUACUGGAAUUCCAAAAAAAGCUUCCGAUCCGAUUCGAAAUUGAGGUCAGUUCAAAAAUUGUCUGUUGAUUCCAAACUUUAGCUUUGUCARUAGUAGAAGCACCAGCUCACACUGGCGUUGAUCAACGUAUUCUCCAGGUUUGUACGAUAGAUCCGAUGACCCCAUCCUUCGGUAAGUUUUGCACAUCGAUUUCAUUCGUAGGGGAUUACUUGCAAGAUUCAAUUCGUUGACCACGUCUCUAAUCUUUUUGCUACUGCUUCUUCUUCUUUUAGACCCUUCCCCCCUUAUUCCAUACGUAGAAUCUCUUGGUUUAAAAUAUCACUACAUUCGGGAUGAUAUAGGUAAGAAAUUCAUGAGUUGAAAUUUGCGCCCUUCGAAGAUUUAAUCUAACGYAUUUCUUUUCAUUUCUUUCUAGUCGAACGUGCUGCAAGUGCAGGGAAGGAYGGAACGCUAGUGUCCUCUCUGUGUGCCUUCUGUGCUCGAAUGAAACGAGGAAACUUGUACAGCUGCGCGCGGAGAAACAAUUGCAACAAACUUGUYCUUGCACAACAUCUAGAUGAUUUGGCAGAAUCCUUUAUGAUGAGUGUAAUGCACAAUGGCUUUCUUCGCACCAUGAAAGCAAACUAUAAGAUUAAUGCUGGGGACCUAUCUGUAAUUCGACCACUGGCGUAUUGUAGAGAAUCUCUGAUGACUGAAUUCGCGAAAUCUGCAAAUUUUCCAAUCAUCAAUGAAAAUUGCCCUGCGUGCUUCGAAGAACCAAAGGAAAGAGCCCGUAUGAAAAAGCUUUUGUCCAAAGAGGAAACGCUUUAUCCAAGCUUUUACGACAACAUAAAACGUGCCAUGCUUCCUCUCAUGCAUGAUGAUUCUACAGCAAUCAUGCGUUCAUACACAGAAGAAGCAAUCGCAAAAUCGCGUAAGGGGGUGAAGAAAAAACCAUCUGAUUACCAAAAGAAAGGCGACGGUGCAGUUGCAAAAUCUGAAGCCAAUGUUAAUGAAUCAACGAGCCUGGAAAAAGCAAGUGAAGAAAUGUUGAUCCGAGAAUUAGCACGCAGAAGAGCAGACAAGUUCAGGCUAGCCGGUUCAAUGCCAUCGCAUACACCUGAAGGUCCAGCAGAUCCUACGGGACAAGUAUGUACUCUAAAUGGAGGGAAUGGUACGAUACCCUGCCGUGAAUUAAUGGAAUAGUKUACUGUCUAAAAUGUUAAAAAGGAGAGAUAUAUUGAAGAUUAUCGAAAAAAAUAAAAUAAUAAAUCAUGG